UCUGUAAACUUAUGACUAUUCCAGUAGGGCCUGAAUGCUUUAUGCUCGGAGAGAAUCUCAUGGCAUUUUCUUGUGAGUAUUGUUUGAGUUCCUCCUAGAGAUAUCUAAGUUGUAGUGGCUGACAAUGGUCAAUUUCAUAUGUUUGCACGGAAGAUUUUGUCUUGUCCAUCUCACUUUUAGUGCAACCUGGUAACUGGAGCAUCUUAUGUUCUCAAUUUUGUUUGUAUUUUUGGGUCUUCUUUUGUUUGUAUUAUAGGAAUAACAAGGUCUAGAGACUGAAAAUUCUUCUAGUGUAUGACGCAUGUCGGAUUUAUGAAGAUUAAGGUAUACAUACCGAGAGAAAAAUUGUGGUUCUAUUGGAUUAAGAGCAGUAAAGAUGUCUUAAUUCUAUCAGCGUGUUGAUUAGCAAAUAAUCAUCCCAAGCAUGGCUGGCUCAUUUGUCAAACUCUUAGGGAAUUUAUGCAAUCAACCAAAUGCUAAUCAGUUUUAUUUAGAUGUUGGGACUUACAGUUGGCCAAAUUAAGGUGUAUUAGAUGCGGACAUUGGAGGUGACUUGUGUAACUGUGCUUAUCUUUUGGUUUGUCUUGUUUCUGAAAGGCUUUAGAGUUUUAUCAUAUUCAGAAAGUUGGCAUCAUUCUAGGUUUUGGGUUUUGGAAAUCACAAGAAUUUUUUCCUAACACCUGCAUCAUUGGAUUUCAAAUAGAUGAAAGUCCAUUUAUGGUAAUCUUAAAAUGUAUCUUUCUAGUAUUUGCAUAUGGUUUUUCAUCACGGCGGGGCUUUUAGAAAAGAAUUGGUUUAAUUAAUAAUUAUGUUAUCCCUCCGUCAGUUGCCCAGUGAAGCCUUUACUAGAAUCAGCAUGUCUGGUUCUUUUAGAGAAGAUUCUUAUUUUGUGAUUGAUUUUGCUUCUCUCCUCAUUCCACUGAUGUUCUGAUCUUUUGUUAGACCCGACCUCUAUAUAUGAACUUAAUAAUUGAGAAGAUUAUGACCAAUGAUAAGCUGGGUCGAGUCACUUGCAUUUUAUAGGUAAUUGGAUCAUGAUAGACACCUGAAGUCAAUAUGAUUACUGGGAAUGGGGAACGCAGUAGGCCAUCUAUGAUAUGCCCUUACUGCAGUGUUGUUUUUGGAUGGGGUGCAUGGAUAUAAAUGAUAGGAUUUAACUACCUCAAUGGGAAAUCAGGCUUAGUUGAGUUGUUGAUUUUCUAGCUCCAUAAACUGCACUGAGGUGAUGAAUUUAAAGGUGUUCUUGUGUGUUUGCCUCUUCUUUAUGUUUUGUUGUUAACACAGGAAAAGGGUUAUUGGAUUGUGGGCCUUAUUAAAGGCCUUUGUUAAGACUUCUGAUAGGCAAUCGAAUCCUGAGUUCAGAUCAUGGACAAUACUAGAGCUUAAUGUCUGUCCAGCAUACUUGUUUAACUACCCUCUUAGGCGCUAUCAUCUUUUUACUAUUUUUGCGUAGCUGACGCUUCAUUUGCUAACCUGAAGUUUUUCUACCAGUGAUUCCUUUGUUGAAGCUGUCAGUAGUAUUUGGAAAAAAAAAAGAAAAGAAAACUGUCAGUAGUAGGGAUUUGUAUAAGCAAGUAAUGCCUCUUGCAAGCAAAGGCCAAUCAGAUGCUCCCAUGGUAGUGGUACUACUUAAAACUUUUGAGACAGGAAAGUUAUGUGUAAUCAAUUAAUCUUACUGGUUAUUGUUGAAUCGAUGUAUGUGUCUUAAACCCAAUUUUGUAGAUUAUUAACAAUAAGAAGAAUCCAUAGAUGCCCUCUUCGGAAAGAAAAGUACUGUAUGGCAUCAAUUUCAGGAUAUAUUCCAUAGUUUUUGCUUCGUAUUUUCCUCGCGCUCAUGCGGUGUUCAUCUUUAAAAACCUGCUUAAAUCCAAUGUCUGCCAUUUGCGAUUGCUCUGACUCGACAUUUUAUAGAAAGCUGACGUAGAAAGUUUACAUGGACGGCCGAAAAGCUCAAAAGACUGCUCUAUGUUGAUGCCCUCAAGUCUGACACCAGCGAUCCCUUCCUUCUUUAUAUUUCUUAACGCCAUUCAUUCAACUUUGCGUAAGAAUACAGCGGUUCUGAUUCUCAACCCCAUUUACCCCUCUGCCCUUUUAUCCUUUUGAUACACUUCCUUCUAUAAUCAAACUGUGCAAGGAUAUUAUGGUCAUAGUCGUGCAAAAUAAGGAAACAAUGCAACACUCUUUUUUCCUUUCGGCCAUAAGCCAAUGUUCUAUACUUUCUUUAUAGCAUAUUCAUUUCAGCAUUAUAUUAGCAUGGCUUGGUGGUAGAGAAGGAGAGAACCUAAAUACGCAGAGAGAGAGGAAAAAGAGAAGAGAGAAAAGAAAUGGAAGAACAGGUUGAAACGGUGGGGAAGGCAUUUGUGAACCAUUACUACAACCUUUUCGAUAAUGAUCGAUCUUCACUUGCAUCUCUUUAUCAUCCAAGCUCCAUGCUCACUUUUGAAGGUCAGAAGAUACUAGGCGUUGAUGAUAUCUCGAGUAAGCUAAAUAACUUGCCAUUUGAUCAAUGCAAGCAUGCUAUUAGCACCAUUGAUACACAGCCCUCCUCUUUUGCUGGUGGCAUCGUUGUCUUUGUCAGUGGCAGCCUCCAAUUGGCGGGUGAGGAGCACCCCUUAAGAUUUAGUCAGAUGUUUCACUUGAUUCCCUCUGUACAAGGAGGACUCUUCGUGCAGAAUGACAUUUUCCGUCUCAAUUAUGGUUAAUUCGUUUUUAGGAAAUUGAUGUUGUGAUACAAUGUGAUGAAAGACAGAAUAAUCAAAUCUUCAUUAUCUCUUGAAUGAAUUUCUUGUGUUGUGUUUUA
This is a messenger RNA of Ricinus communis (castor bean), 2800 nucleotides long. Its product is annotated as nuclear transport factor 2B. Gene Ontology annotation, biological process: nucleocytoplasmic transport. Gene Ontology annotation, cellular component: nuclear pore central transport channel. Bases 2325 to 2702 code for a protein of 125 amino acids. The transcript has 2 exons. The record is from RefSeq and is a predicted model, not a curated record. Lineage: Eukaryota; Viridiplantae; Streptophyta; Magnoliopsida; Malpighiales; Euphorbiaceae.